Messenger RNA from Haemorhous mexicanus (house finch), 1261 nucleotides. RefSeq names its product protein CutA homolog. Lineage: Eukaryota; Metazoa; Chordata; Aves; Passeriformes; Fringillidae. Bases 137 to 637 code for a protein of 166 amino acids. The record is from RefSeq and is a predicted model, not a curated record. Gene Ontology annotation, molecular function: copper ion binding. Gene Ontology annotation, biological process: response to metal ion. The transcript has 6 exons.
GGCAGCGCUCCCGGCUCGGGCACAGCAGGUGGAGGGGCCGCCGGGCAUGGAGGGGCUGAGGCAGCGCUGCCCGCUGCCCCCCGCCGGCCAGGGCUGCCCCCGGCCCGGCCGCGGCACCGCGCUGCUGUGCUGAGGAAUGUCCCUCCAGCCACAGACAAUGCAGUGCUGCUUUCCCAAGGGCAGUGCUUCACCUCCCACCUCCCCUGGCCUUCUCUCCGAGGUGCUGCUGCUGCUGCUGCUGCUGCUGCUCCUGCACCCCCUGCUCCAGAGCCUGGCUCUGCAGCUGCACUCGGCUCUCACGGGCAGCUACGUCCCAGGGACACACUCCGUGGCCUUUGUCACCUGCCUCAACGAGCACAUCGCCAGGGACAUCGCCAGGGCCAUCAUGGACAGGAGGCUGGCUGCCUGCGUGAGCAUCCUGCCCAAGAGCUCGGCCCUGUAUUUCUGGAAAGGGGAACUGGAAGAAUCCACUGAAAUACUGCUGUUGGUGAAAACAAGGACGUCCAAAAUAGGGGAAUUGUCCAACUACGUCAGAUCCAUCCAUCCCUUUGAAAUCCCCGAGAUCAUCAGCCUGCCGAUCGACCAAGGAAACCCUGGCUACCUCCAGUGGAUGGAGGAGAACGUCCCGCGGCGCUGAGAGGCGCCGAGUGCGGCUCGUUCUCGGGGAGCCGCGCCGAGGCUGCUUUUAUCCUCUGGGGUUUGCUGGGACACGGGAGCUUGGGACAGGGAGAGCUCCGCUCCUCAGCCUGCCCCGGGAGCGCUGGGCAGCCCGGAGCUGGCACAGGCUGAGCUGGGAAGAGCUGCCUGCACCCAAAGCCGUGCCUGAGGAUACGGGGAGAUGUCCCUGCCAGGACACUCGGGGCUGCCUCAGGCUGUCAGCAGCGAAUUCCAGCCGGGAGCCAUGGCCUGGCAGCCCCUGCGGUGCUGUGUGUCCCCAGAGCCAGCCCGGAGCCCUGCCUGGCCCCCCAGCAUCCUGCUCGCUGUGCCCCAGCCCUGCCUCCCCUGGCAGCCCAGGGAAGGAGCAAAGCCCAGCAGGAUUCAGCUCUGCCUGUCACAGAGAGCUGGGAUGAGCUGGGUGGGCAGUUCAGGAGCACGGCACUGCCCUGGCACUGUGUCCUACCCCCACCUGAGCUGUGCUUUCUGCCAAGCUGGGCUUUGUAAAAGGAUCCUCAUGUUAAUGGUUUCUGGGACAUAACUUAGGGGAUGUUUUUGGGUUAUUUAUGGGACUGGGAAGGGAAUAAACAGGAGUUUCUUACCUGGG